AUGCUCCUUGACAAGAAAGCCAACGUUAAUCGUGUUUAUAGACUUCCUGAAUUCGAGGACCUUUGGGUGCGACAUGAGACCAUCCUUUGGAAGAGGUUCGAGGCAUACAUUACAGGCGUAGGAAAAGAUCGGGCUGAAGUAGACUGGCGCCGUUGUGUCGCCCUUCAAACCAUGCAAUUAAGCACAAGGAUUAUGGCUCCUACCAUGCAGCGAUGGGACCGCCGACAUCAACAGGAUGUGGUGGAAGUUCUGCUGAGGUCAGAUACCUUGGAUGUCGACUCCAAAGAGACAGAUACACUGCGGAUACCACAAGCCACGGAUAAUGGUGAACCGGAUUUAAUUGUGACUCUGGCCGAGUCCAAGCUGAUGACGGCCGGACCCCCUGUCCUAUGCUGCAGAGAAGGGGUUCAAGGAGGUGGUGGAAAUACUACUAAGCUCAAACAAGGUCGAUGUCAGCUCAAAGGACGGACAAGGGUUGACACCACUAAUGUAUGCUGA
Messenger RNA from Aspergillus oryzae RIB40, 498 nucleotides. RefSeq lists its product as uncharacterized. The transcript is spliced from 2 exons. The coding region runs from base 1 to 498 and encodes 165 amino acids. Lineage: Eukaryota; Fungi; Ascomycota; Eurotiomycetes; Eurotiales; Aspergillaceae. The record is from RefSeq and is a predicted model, not a curated record.